GCUCUAUAAGAAAAAUAUUUCAAGAAAAGAAGGUUCUUUAAGAAAAAAACAUUUCAAAAAAAAUACACAAAACACUCUAUAUGAAAAGGGUCCACAAGAAAAAAAUAUUUCAAGAAAAGAAGGUUCUUCAAAAAAAAUACAUUUCAAAAAGAAAAAAAAUACACAAGGCAGAGGGCUUCACAAGAAAAUAAACAUUUCAAGAGGAGAAAAUAUACAAGGCACCCAAACGGGAGAAAGACACAAAGUGGAAAAUUCUCAAAAAAGAAUCACCUACCCAAAGUCAUGUUGCGUGGUAUUCUUGCUUGGUGUCUUGUUUGGUGUUUUUGCAACUGGUGAUGUUUUUAUUUAUACUGCUGCUGAUCGACCUCAACCAAUCAAAUUAUUGUUGAUAUAA
Messenger RNA from Cetraspora pellucida, 394 nucleotides. The record is from the annotation of a GenBank genome assembly. NCBI's taxonomy places the organism in Eukaryota, Fungi, Glomeromycota, Glomeromycetes, Diversisporales, Gigasporaceae.